GAGAUACACAUGAAAGUCCAAGAUUAGCAUACAUGCAAUUGAAAGCUAGUAUGUUGAGGAACGAAAGAAUGGUCCUUUCGAAUGCAACGUUGUUGCAGUAGUAUCGCAUUAAGUUACGCUGUAGCGUGGUCAUAUGGACAUCUACAGCCGACUUGACGCGCUGCCCGACUCGGUCCGGCGUCACAUCCUCGACGCAAUCGUGGGCCCCCCUCGCCCGUCGCCGACAUCUUCCGAACCCCCGGCGACCUCGGCGCUCAGCGCUGCGACAUGCGCCGCCGCUCGUCAUGGCGGCCCCCAGCCGCCCAAGCCGCCUGCUGCACCAGCAGCGGUGCCUGGCUUGAAGCUGGUUGGUGGGGCGUGUGUGGUCGACGGCUUCCUUUCGCCCGACCUGGUUGAGGAUGCGCGGCAGGCGGCGCGGGAGGCGCUCGCGGAGCGGCACCGGCAGGCGGCCAUUGGCGGGGGGCUGCAGCUGCCGGGCGAGGGCCGUGCCGUCGACACGCAGUCGCGGGGCGACCACAUGAUGUGGUUACACCCGCAGUCGGCCGAUGCGGCGGCGGGGCCGGGCGCGGCGGCGGCGCGGCCGCCGCUGCAGGCAGUGGUGGCGGCGCUGGAGGGGGUGCGGCGGCAGCUGCUGCGGCAGGGGUACGACGUGGGCGGCAGCACCACCCACCAGCUGGCCGUGUACCCGGGCGGCGGCGCCCGCUACGUGCGGCACGCAGACGCCUCGCUCAGCUGCCCCACCCGCGCCGUCACAGCCAUUGUGUACCUGAAUGAACAGGACUGGGACCCGCAGGUGGACGGCGGCUGCCUGGCGCUGUACAAUGUGCCGCACGCCACCUGCAUGGCCCACACCACACCGCCGGCAGCCGGGCCGGCGGCAGCACCGGUGCAAGCAGCACACGCAGCACCUGCUGCAGACGGAGCGGCAGGUACCGGGGCGGCGGCUGCGGGCGCCGUACCAGCAGCACUGGUACCAGCAGAAGCAGCAGCAGCAGCAGCAGCGGAAACACCAGCUGCAGCGACAGCGGCAGGAGCGGCAGCGGGGGCGACGCGCGAGCCGGGGCGUGGGGCAGUGGCGCGGCGCGGCGCUGCGGGCACGGGCCUGCAGUGCGGCGAGCCGGCGGUGCUGGUGGCGCCGCUGGGUGGGCGGCUGCUGGUGUUUGAGAGCCACCUGUGGCACGAGGUGAUGCCGGCGCACAGGCACAGGUAUGCAAUCACCGCCUGGUUCCACCGCACGCCGCCGCAGCAGCCUCCACCACCAGCAGCAUCGCCACAGCCUCCAGCACCAGCACCGCAGGCGCCCCAGCCGACACAGCUGCCGCAGCCGCCACAGCCGCCUGCUGUGCCCCAGGUGGCGGUGGAUGCAACCACCGCGGCACCGGGUACGUCCACGUCCACGGCGCCUGCAGCCGCACCCUCGCCCGACUGCACCUCCACCUCUGCAGCUGCGGCGGGCGCAGAUGCGGCUGCAAGCCCUGGGCCCCUCGGCUCCCUUGCUGCCGGGCAGGCCCCCAUGCCGGCAGAAGCUGCAUCCGACCGCGGUGGUGGUAUGGCGUGUGUCGGGCGGCGGCCGGGCCGGCGGCGGCCCCGCAUCUUCGUGUCCAUCGCCGCCUACCGCGACCCCGAGUGCGCCUGGACGCUGCACAGCCUGUUCGCCGCCGCCGCUCACCCGGAGCGCGUGCGCGUGGGCGUGGUAUGGCAGGUCCACCCGGUGGAGGACGUGGGGCUGGUGCGUGUGGCCGGAGCCAAGUCACACCCCGAGUGGCUGCAGCGGGUACGGCAGGUGGUGGUGCCGGCGGCUGAGGCCACGGGGCCCUGCAAGGCCCGGGCACUGGCUCAGUCGCUGUGGGACGGGGAGGAGUAUGUGCUGCAGCUGGACUCACACAUGAGGAUGGUGCCCGGCUGGGAUGAGCUGUGCAUCCAGCAGCUGGCGGAGGCGGAGGCGCUGGCGGAGCGGGGCAAGGCCGUGCUGUCCACCUACCCGCUGGGCUACAGCGGCGACGGCGCCGCCGCCUCCUGCCCCGACCCCGCCACGGCGCCGGCCACGCUGCUGUGCGCGCGCGGCUUUGAAGCAGACGGCUUCCUGCGCACGGUGGGGCGGGAGCUGCGCCAGCGCCCUGCUGCCCCGGUGCGCUGUGGCUUCUGGGCGGCUGGGCUCAGCUUCGCGCGCUCAGCCUGGCUGCAGGAGGUGCCGUACUGCCCCGCGCUGCCCCAUCUGUUCUUCGGCGAGGAGGCCUACAUGGCGGCCCGGGGGUGGACUCGCGGCUGGGACGUGUAUGCCCCGGCACUGCCGCUCGCCUUCCACCAGUGGCAGCGCAGCAGCCGGCAGCACACCUACCAGCGGGAUGUGCGGGUGGCGGUGGCGGCUGGGGAGAAGGAGGUAGGGGAGAAGGAGGCUGGGGAGAAGGGGGAAGGAGGGGAGGAGGGUGGGGAGGAGAGGGCGGAGGCGGCGGCGGCGCUCCGGCGGCGAAGCCAGGCGCGAGUGCUGGCGGUGCUGCGUACCGGCGGCAGCGACGGCGGCGAGGCAGGCGGUGGUGAUAACGGGCACGGCGCAGCGUUUGCGGGUCGGGAGCAGGUGUUGCAGCCGGGCCGUCGGGAGGAGCAGGAGGAGCAGGGACAGGAGGAGGAGGGCUGGCCGGUGGGGCACGUGUGGGGCCUGGGCCGAGAGCGGAGUCUUGCGGAGCUGGCGGCGGCCUUUGGCGUGGAUUACGUGCGGGGUGAGGUGGUGCAACCGGAGCUGGCGAGUUGGGGCGGGUUGGGGCCAGAGGCGUUUGUGGGAGGCAGCAGCCAGUGAGGCACUUGGUGGCCGAGGAGGCCGCGGAGGGCUUGUGAAUUGAGCGCAGACUGACGCGUGGGAGUGUGACAGGCCGUGAUGGAAAAGCGCCGUGUGUGCGUAGUGGGGGCGGGCAUGCUGUCACUGCUACUCACCACUGGACGCAGCACUGGCAGCUUGUUUGCGGCUGUGAUAGAGGCACUACGUGCAGCGCGUGCGAGUGCGACAGGCCGUGGUGGGAAGGCGCUGCGUGCGUGUGCACAGAGGCCGUGAAAUUAUCGGCCGGGAGAUCACGGUCCCCGGUCUGCCUUACUUGCGUUCUUAGGGGCUGUCAUAUCAUGUAUUGGACAUGCGCGGUAGCGGUAGCUACCAACGGCGGCUUGCCUCGCCACGCACGAGGUCGCCCUGUUACACGCUCACCUGGUCGGAAACCGAGAGCCGAAGUCAUUUACCCUAGCAAAUAUCACGGCCUCUAGAGUGGAACUGCACAGGCCAGCAAUUGAGUCUCGGAGGAACCUAGGGUUCCGA
Messenger RNA from Chlamydomonas reinhardtii, 3301 nucleotides. RefSeq lists its product as uncharacterized. Bases 134 to 2794 code for a protein of 886 amino acids. The record is from RefSeq and is a predicted model, not a curated record. Gene Ontology annotation, molecular function: oxidoreductase activity, acting on paired donors, with incorporation or reduction of molecular oxygen; iron ion binding; L-ascorbic acid binding. The transcript is spliced from 12 exons. NCBI's taxonomy places the organism in Eukaryota, Viridiplantae, Chlorophyta, Chlorophyceae, Chlamydomonadales, Chlamydomonadaceae.